GUCCCUUGUUGUUUAGUCCCAAGCGGCCAAGCCAAAGACAUAGCUCUUCAAUGCCUUCAAUCAUUGCGGUUGUUGCCUGCCCAACUCUGAGCCGUGUUACCUGCAGAUGCACUUGGAAGACUUGAGAAAGGGACAGAUCCGGCACCGGAAGUUAAAUGUCAAGUUUGAGACUUCCUAUUGAUUGUGCUGAAGGAUCUUCUUAAUUGCAAGACGUCAGGAUUUGAGACUGAUUUUAAUGAGUGCCACUCUUAAUGCUGAUUUAUUUUCUAGUUAUUUUGGAGGAGCACCAACAUUUCACAUUCCAGGCUUCACAUACCCGGUAAGAGUUCAUUUUCUGGAAGAUGUAUUGGAAAUGACUGGGUAUAAGCUGACUUCAUUCAAUCAAAUUGAUGACUAUGGCCAAGAUAAGAUGUGGAAAACACAGAAACAGCUAGCACCUCGUAAAAAGAAAAACCAGAUUACUGGGCUUGUUGAGGUGNGCUGAUUUAUUUUCUAGUUAUUUUGGAGGAGCACCAACAUUUCACAUUCCAGGCUUCACAUACCCGGUAAGAGUUCAUUUUCUGGAAGAUGUAUUGGAAAUGACUGGGUAUAAGCUGACUUCAUUCAAUCAAAUUGAUGACUAUGGCCAAGAUAAGAUGUGGAAAACACAGAAACAGCUAGCACCUCGUAAAAAGAAAAACCAGAUUACUGG
Messenger RNA from Cuscuta campestris, 691 nucleotides. Lineage: Eukaryota; Viridiplantae; Streptophyta; Magnoliopsida; Solanales; Convolvulaceae. The record is from the annotation of a GenBank genome assembly.